Penicillium antarcticum is the source of this 1827-nucleotide messenger RNA. RefSeq lists its product as uncharacterized. The record is from RefSeq and is a predicted model, not a curated record. Gene Ontology annotation, molecular function: mRNA binding. The transcript has 2 exons. NCBI's taxonomy places the organism in Eukaryota, Fungi, Ascomycota, Eurotiomycetes, Eurotiales, Aspergillaceae. Gene Ontology annotation, cellular component: exon-exon junction complex. Gene Ontology annotation, biological process: mRNA processing. The coding region runs from base 1 to 1827 and encodes 608 amino acids.
AUGGCUCCUGCUCGACGUCAUAUCGGGGCUAGCCGAAGAAAGAGACGGGACGACGAUGGCGAAGAUGAGGGUUCAAUGGCUGGAGAUCUAGGUGACGACUCUUUGAGUGAAGGCUCGGCCGACAGUCACCAGGAGGAUGAAGAUGCAGAUGCAGAGGGUAGUGAGGAAAGCGAGGGAGAGGUGGCCCCGUCAGUCCACGGCAACCAGGUCAACGGUCAUCGGGAUAAGUCAACACGGCGCAGCUCUACGUCACCUGAGAAGCGAGGGCUUAAGACAACAGUUUCGGACACUGAGGCGAUGAUGAACGGACUGAAGGUUUCGGAUGCUGGUGAUGCUGAAGUCAACAUCGACCAUCUUGAGGAGGAGAGAACGCCUUCUGCCCCUCCCGCCGAACCAAAACGAGACAACCUGGCUUCAAGGAAGCGUCGUGAGAAUGAUAAGUAUGUAAAGGAGCGUGAACAAAACCCGGCUUUCGUCCCCACACGCGGCAGCUUCUUCCUUCACGACAAACGAUCCGCCGAAGCGGGCACCAACGGUCACCGGCCUUUCAGCAAGAGCAAGUCCCGUCCAUAUGGUCUGAUCGUGGACGGAAACUCUCGCAGGCCUUCAAAGUCCGAUGCCAGUGGAGGACAGUGGGCACACGACCUCCACGAUACCGUAUCAGAUGAUCGACCUGCUGCUGCGAAGCGCCCAACGCCGUCUGUAGGACAGCCCGUUCCUACCGCCCCGAGAUCCUCGCCGCCGAACCGAACCUUCUCGAGUACAACGUUGGUUGGAAAUGUGCCGGUGGUUGUCUCCUUGCCUGGAAUGGCCAAUCCUGUCCAGUUUGUGACGGAGAAGAGACUCCACACCCGGCUGCCUCAGCAUCGGCCACCCUUGAGACGCGACAAGCCGGUCCGGAUCUCUCUUCCUAAUCAGGCUCCCCGGUACAUCUUUCCCUCAGUGGAGCGCUCGUUCAUCUUCAUUCCUCGCGCAUUGCGGCCGAAUCAAAGCUAUCGUGGCCGUGGACGUGGCGGUGGGUUCUACAGUGGGCGCCGUCCUAGCUAUUACCCAACCUCAUCGUACACUCCGAGUUUGGUUAGCCGUCGGUCUUCACUGGGUCAGGAUGGGUGGCCUUCGCCCGCAGGAUCCACCUACUCCAGACCCAUGAACCCCACUGAUCCCAAACCAAUUGUUCGCAUGCCCCCGCCAAACCGCCCGCCUAUGGGGCUCCCACAAUUUGGGGCUAUCCCUCCUGGACCCAUGGCCAUGCCACUCCCUCACCCCGCAUAUCGGGAAAGCCGCCCCGCCCCGAUCCCCAUGCAUCAACCCCGUCCCCAAAAGACGGUCUCUGUGGCUGACAUCGAGAGUCCGGCUACUUUCCCAUUCCCAUUCAACCCUCCUCAGCCACAGCAAGAGCAGCCCUUCCAUCACCAGGUUCCUGUCAUGCACCCUGAUGGUGGAGGCCCACCUAGCCAACCCUCUGCCACCCCACUCUCCCAGAUCCCGGAGCGAGCCAUCCACGCUCCACCAUUCCAGCCCUACACGUACCAACAACCUGGUUUCUACCCUCCGGGCUAUCCUCCGGGUAGCAUGUACUACCCGAACUCGGGUCCCGACUAUUAUAACGGACCGGUGGGGCCUGGUGCAUCUGUGCCGAGUUUCCCGGGCCAGCAAGCGCCGUAUUCGGCGGGGGAGCAGCCUCAACCUGGAACAGUUGCCCAUGAAUCAAACGGCACCGUUUACUUCUACGAUGCCAAUCAGAUGUACUCUGGGUCAGGCUACAGUGGACCGGCACCCCCGGGCCUGGAUCUGGACCUGGUGGUGUGGUUGGCAUGGGUGGGAUGA